GAAUAUAGUAUGUUUGUGUAUAAAUAGAGGAGCUGGCAUAGCUGGAGGAUGCUGCAAUCACGCUUCCCAUCCGAUCCUUGCCCAGGCAUCCCAGGGGCACCAUGGCACAGACACUUAAACUGGCUAACAGGUCCUCUUCUAUAUUCAGGACCCUCACUGAGGCAUGGACUGAGAGCUUACUGAGGAGACCAGAGACAGUCAUCAAGAGGCACAAGUCCCUGGCAGACGUGCCUGGUCCCUCUGCCAUCAGCUUCCUCACUGAUAUCUUCUGCAGGGGGGGCCUGUCCAGGCUGCAUGAGUUACAGCUGCAAGGAAAAGCCAAAUAUGGUCCAGUGUGGAAGGCAAGUUUUGGUCCAAUCCUUACUGUUCACGUGGCAGAUCCAUCACUGAUUGAGCAGGUCUUACGACAGGAAGGAAAACAUCCCAUUCGUUCGGAUCUCUCCUCCUGGAAAGACUACAGGGAGCACAGAGGACACUCAUAUGGUCUGCUUACUGCUGAGGGAGAAGAAUGGCAGCAGUUCCGCAGUAUUCUCGGGAAAUACAUGCUGAAGCCAAAGGAGGUGGAGGGAUACAGUGAUGUUUUCAAUGAUGUGGUUGGGGAUCUUAUAAAGAAGUUAAAUCACCAGCGGAAUCAAAAUCCAAAUCAGGUUGUCAAAGACAUUUCCAGCGAAUUCUACAGAUUUGGCUUAGAAGGUAUUUCUUCUGUCCUGUUUGAUUCACGGAUUGGUUGCCUGGAGACCACGAUCCCAGAAGAAACUGAGAAAUUCAUUAAGUCCAUCAAUACUAUGUUUGUAAUGACCCUCCUAACCAUGGCCAUGCCCAAAUUUUUGCACAAAAUUUUCAGAAAGCCAUGGCAAAAGUUCUGCGAGUCCUGGGAUUACAUGUUUGCUUUUGCUAAAGGACAUAUUGAUCAACGAAUGGCUGAUAUAGCUGAGAAAGUGUCCCGAGGUGAAAAAGUGGAAGGAAAAUUCCUAACCUAUUACCUGGCCCAGGAGAAAAUACCCAUGAAGGCAGUCUAUGGCAAUGUCACUGAGCUGCUUCUGGCUGGCGUAGACACGAUUUCGAGUACACUUUCGUGGACCCUGUAUGAGCUAGCAAGACAUCCACAAGUACAGUCUGCUCUGUAUAAAGAGAUCACGGAUAUGCAACAAGGACGGACGAUUGCAACCGCAGCUGACGUAGCUAAAAUGCCCCUAAUGAAGGCUGUUGUAAAAGAAGUAUUAAGGUUGUAUCCGGUAAUUCCUGGCAAUGCCCGAGUUGUAGCGGACAGAGAUAUCCAAAUAGGAGAGUACACCAUACCAAAAAAAACACUUAUUACCCUCUGCCACUAUGCUACAUCACGAGAUGAGAAGUUCUUCUCAGAGCCCGAUGAGUUUAAACCAGAGCGCUGGCUGAAGAAAGACGAGUGCCACCAUCCAUAUGCCUCUAUCCCAUUUGGAUUUGGAAAGAGAAGCUGCAUUGGGAGGCGGAUAGCUGAACUGGAAGUUUACCUGGCUCUUUCACGGAUCCUUACCCAUUUUGAAGUUCGACCCGAGUGCCCAGGAAGCUUGGUGAAACCUAUGACCAGGACACUUCUAGUACCGGACAGGGACAUCAACAUUCAGUUUCUGGACCGUUAAUUAGUCUGCUAUUGUUUGUUAUUAGAAGUAGACCUUCCUAAAGCUGGUCACCUUUUAGGAGGUGCAUAUAUGGCCUGGAGGAGUCGUUAAUAUACAGAGAGACAUCAUAAAGGUGUACCAAUCUCACCUCACACCUCAGGUUUAUGUGCCAUAUAGUUCUAUGCAUAGAACAUUACAACUGUGAACUUAUUUUAUACUUACUAAGGGAGCAUAAAUAGAGAACAAUGAAACACUGAAGAUUUCAAGCAAUUCCCAAAUAACUUUUUAUAAAGGUUAGGGAUGUUUUGCAUUUUAUCUUUUUUGGAAUGUUUUACUGUGAGACAUGGCAGAAGGGAAUCAGAUUCCAAAAUUCAUACAACCUCUUAUAAUGUCUGCAAUGUCCAAAAUGUUAUCUUGGCAUAAGGUCUGACUGAGAUUUCAUGGUUACUUGUUGAUAACUAUAGACAUCUUGACCAUUUGUUAUGAUGCAGUUGAUAACAUCAACGGCCAGUU
Rana temporaria (common frog) is the source of this 2111-nucleotide messenger RNA. RefSeq names its product 25-hydroxyvitamin D-1 alpha hydroxylase, mitochondrial. Bases 102 to 1619 code for a protein of 505 amino acids. Gene Ontology annotation, cellular component: mitochondrial inner membrane. NCBI's taxonomy places the organism in Eukaryota, Metazoa, Chordata, Amphibia, Anura, Ranidae. The transcript is spliced from 9 exons. Gene Ontology annotation, molecular function: iron ion binding; oxidoreductase activity, acting on paired donors, with incorporation or reduction of molecular oxygen; monooxygenase activity. Gene Ontology annotation, biological process: cellular response to peptide hormone stimulus; cortisol metabolic process; glucocorticoid biosynthetic process. The record is from RefSeq and is a predicted model, not a curated record.